This is a messenger RNA of Brassica oleracea var. oleracea, 1524 nucleotides long. RefSeq lists its product as uncharacterized. Lineage: Eukaryota; Viridiplantae; Streptophyta; Magnoliopsida; Brassicales; Brassicaceae. The transcript has 5 exons. The record is from RefSeq and is a predicted model, not a curated record. The coding region runs from base 1 to 1524 and encodes 507 amino acids. Gene Ontology annotation, molecular function: nucleic acid binding.
AUGGCGGGUGAUAGUCAGUUGGCCAAAGCCAGUGAGAAAAGAGAUGAAGUCGCGUUUGUUUCACCAUACACGUUGUAUGCGUCAGACAAUCCAGGAGCUGUGAUAACAUCUGUUCGAUUGAAUGGAGAAAAUUACAAUGAGUGUUCUUUGGAGAUGCUUAACGCACUCCAAGUAAAACGAAAGCUGGGGUUCAUCAAAGUGAAUUCGAUGUUGGUUGGGUGGAUCCGAGCUUCCAUUGAACCAAAAGUUAAGUCAACGAUUACAUACAUCUCGGACGCACAUCAACUGUGGGAGAAUCUAAAGAAACGAUUCUAUCUAGGAAACACAGUAAGAGUGCACCAGAUUAAGGCUCAACUCGCCUCGUGUAAACAAAAUGGACAAUCUGUCUUGGAUUAUUUCGGAAAACUCUCAACUCUAUGGGAGGAAUUGCAGGUUUACCAGCCAGUUCAUGUUUGCUCUUGUGGAGCUGCUGCUGCAAUCGCUACUGAAAGGGAACAUGGGAAGAUACACCAGUUCGUCAUGGGCCUAGAUGAUUCUCGUUUUGGAGGAAUCUGCACUACCAUCAUUGGUCAGGAUCCGCUGCCUUCUCUUGCCAACAACUUAGAGACACAACAUAGGACAGAGAACACGAUUCUUCGGCCUCGUAUGCUCUGCUCUCACUGUGGAAAAACAUGGUAUGAGAAACGUGACUGCUGGCAAAUUGUGGGUUUUCCGGAUUGGGCUCCUGAGCGUGGUGGUCGUGGACAAGGUAGUAAGAGUCGUGGAAGAGGGGGGCGUUAUUAUGGUGGUCGUGUUCGGGGACGCGCAAGUGCAGCGCAUGCCACAAACAAACUGUCCGGUAAGAGAAAACUUGGUGAUGCCAUUCUCGACUACGGUGCUUCACACCAUAUGACUGGGAUUCUGUCGUUCCUUACCAAUGUUGAGGUGAUAUCUCCAUGCUCAUUUGCAUUCGCAGAUGGAGGAAAGACGUUUGCAAUGAGCAUGGGAUUUCUUCCACUCUCGUCUGAGAUUACAUUGUCGAAUGACCGUUUUUCGAGGACUCUGAUUGGAACCGGUGAAGAGCGUGAUGGUGUCUAUUAUUUUACGGACAAAAUCUCAGCAAAGAGUCAUCAGGUCACUGGUUCUUCAGAUCAAGGCUUAUGGCAUCGGCGUUUGGGACAUCCGUCUUUCUCAGUGCUUUCAGAUUUGGCUUUGUUUUCUAGACCUUCUAAAUUAGCUAGCUCUAAUCCUUGCGACAUUUGUUUUAGAGCUAAGCAAACUCGUGAAGUUUUUUAUGAUAGUAUGAAUAAAACAUCAGAAUGUUUUUCGCUUAUUCAUGUUGAUGUAUGGGGACCGUAUCGAGUUCCUUCUUCCUGCAGUGCAGUGUACUUCUUGACCAUAGUCGAUGAUUUUUCUCGAGCUGUCUGGACAUACCUUUUACUCGAGAAAUCAGAAGUUAAAGAUGUCCUGAAGCAGUUCUUUGCAUAUGUUGAAAAACAGUUUGGAAAGUCUGUGAAAAUGGUUCGCAGCAACAACUGUACAUAA